AUGUACGAUACGUUUAAAGGCGAUUAUGGAAAUAUCACUGCAAUGGAUUGCACAAACACAAUAAAUUUUGGACUUCGUUGUUUCAUGUACAAUAAUUUAUUAAUUGCAAUAACACUGUCGUGUAAUUUGCGUGAAAUUCCAGACAUCUGUUUCCAAAAAUGUAAAAAAAUCAAAGAAAUUAAUUCGGAACACAUUAGAGUGUUUGGGGAGUAUUGUUUUGCGUACUGCAAAAGUCUAAGUGCUCUUACUUUGGGCACAAACAUCAUUAAAACCGCGAAAAAUGCAUUUGUAUAUUUAACUUCAAUUCAAAAUGUUACGGCGCCCGGAGUCAAGAAAGUUGACUUUGAUGUAACAGCAUCUUCCUCGAAGGCAUUUCUUGAUAUAAAAAAUAAAAUUAUAACAACACAAUGUGAUGUAAACAACAAUAUUUUGCCAGCCUUUUUAUCGGAAGAAAUUGAAUGUUAUUCGUUUAAUAAUAGGAGCGGACUAUCCGAUAUAAAUGUUGCAAACACUGUCACUUGCAUUGCUGAUAAUUCGUUCUCAAGUUGUGAUAUAGAGCCACUUAAUUUGUCGUAUGUAACGCAUUUUGGAUCUCAACGGAACAUGACGCGUCUAACUGCAAUAACAUUAAAUAGUCAUGUCACAAUAAACAAUUUAUACAAAUUUACUGGACUUAAAAAAAUAGAUGCUAUUAACACCAAAAAAAUAAACGUGAAGGCUGCGUGCUGGAUGAAAGAAAUGUUAGACAAGAAAAGGCUUGAAGUUAAGGAGUUUUGUUACACUCAACAAGAUGUGGAUAAUUUUAAAGGUAUAUUUUUUUAA
This is a messenger RNA of Entamoeba invadens IP1, 822 nucleotides long. RefSeq lists its product as hypothetical. The record is from RefSeq and is a predicted model, not a curated record. The coding region runs from base 1 to 822 and encodes 273 amino acids. The transcript has a single exon. NCBI's taxonomy places the organism in Eukaryota, Evosea, Mastigamoebida, Endamoebidae.